Molecule: messenger RNA, 672 nt
Organism: Drosophila hydei
Lineage: Eukaryota; Metazoa; Arthropoda; Insecta; Diptera; Drosophilidae
Gene: Obp44a
Product: general odorant-binding protein 99a
Exons: 2
Coding region: 76-510 (144 amino acids)
Biological process (GO): sensory perception of smell
Molecular function (GO): odorant binding
Source: RefSeq, a predicted model, not a curated record
ACUCUGGUGCCCAACACAGCUAAAGCACAAUCCAAAAGCCGCAAACGCAAUCGAAAACCAACAAAUCCUGCAAACAUGAAGAACGCCGUUGCCAUUCUACUGUGCGCCUUGAUUGGCCUGGCCUCCGCUGCCGAAUACAAGCUGCGCACUGCCGAGGAUCUGCAGAAGGUGCGCAAGGAGUGCGCCGAGGCCAACAAGGUGACCGAUGUCCUUGUUGCCAAAUACAAGAUCUUCGAGUAUCCCGACGAUGAGGUGACACGCAAUUACAUCAAGUGCAUUUUCAACAAAUUCGACCUGUUCGACGACACCAAGGGCUUCAAGGUCGACAAUCUGGUUGCCCAGCUGGGCCAGGGCCGUGAGGACAAGACUCUGCUGAAGGCCGAUGUGGAGAAGUGCGCCGACAAGAACGAGCAGAAGUCGCCGGCCAGCGCUUGGGCCUAUCGCGGCUUCAAGUGCUUCCUCAGCAAGAACAUGCCCUUGGUGCAGGCUGCCAUCCAGAAGAAGAACUAAGCGUUCCCAAACACUGCGCGCCGCUCCACGCGGCGCCUCCCGUCAAGCAAUCGCCGCCAGCAAUUCGAAUGUUGCGCGCGCUCAACACAAACUUUUUGUGCUACUUGCUGCAUUUUCUUUAAAAUUUAAAUAAAAAUCGUAUAAUAGCGAACUUUAAAGCCA